Molecule: messenger RNA, 2053 nt
Organism: Exophiala viscosa
Lineage: Eukaryota; Fungi; Ascomycota; Eurotiomycetes; Chaetothyriales; Herpotrichiellaceae
Product: general substrate transporter
Exons: 2
Coding region: 347-1939 (530 amino acids)
Biological process (GO): transmembrane transport; carbohydrate transport
Cellular component (GO): membrane
Molecular function (GO): carbohydrate:proton symporter activity
Source: RefSeq, a predicted model, not a curated record
UGUUGCUCUUCUCACUUCAUCAACCAUAUCUCCUGCUUGAGGAAUCAUAGUAUUCAUUUUGCGCCGGCUGACCGAUUACUUGUCGACUGUGCAACCCAAUACGACGUUGACAAGAGACCUCUCAACUCAUCUGACCAUCGUCGUCCUGAUCUACUCACACCUUGCCCUUCUGAUCUAGGCCCAUGUUCCCCGCAUAUAUUGCGUGAUGGCCUGACAGAAUAUCCUGUUGGCCAGCGAUCACGACAGCGCUUCCCAGGCUUCCCAUGUCGAAAAGACCCAAAGUCCCGUGGCCUGAGGAGAAGUUGGCAUUGUAACGUUGCCGACCCUCGUCCAUACAAAACCAGCCAUGUCUUCCUCUGCUGGCUAUCAUCUUCUCCAGCAGGGCGACUCCUCCGACUCACCUGAAUCAUCUCCUGACGUACACGAGACAGCCAUGGGAAAGAGACUCGGCACCUUCAGGGCAUGCUAUGUCGUCGGCCUAUGUUGUAUCGGUUCCUUCCUCUUUGCCUAUGACACGGGCAUAGUUGGAGGCGUCUUGACGCUGGCGAGCUUCCAAAGAGAUUUCCGUUAUACCAAAGCCGAAAAGACUCAGGUCAAUUCAAAUUGUGUCUCUAUCUUGCAAGCAGGCGCCUUUUUCGGCUGUUUUGCAAUAUGGCCCUUGACCGCCCGGUUGGGUCGGAGAUGGGGCUUCAUCAUUGCCUCGGUCGUCUUCUGCAUCGGCGCAAUCAUGCAAGUGGUCAAUACUCAUUCAAUCGGUGUCUUCUAUGCCGGCAGAGUCAUAUCAGGAUUCGGCACUGGAGCUGCAACUGUACUUACGCCCAUGUAUGCUGCGGAAAUGGCUCCCAAGGAAAUCCGAGGCAAGCUGGGCUCUUGCUUUCAGCUUUUCUUCGCAACUGGGGUGACAGUAUCCUAUUGGGUAGACUACGCUGCCCAAGCUGGGAUUUCCAGUGACUCGUCGACACAAUGGCAGGUCCCCGUCGGGCUUCAGCUCGUGCCUGGUACGCUACUCGGCCUGGGCAUGCUUCUUGUCAAGGAGUCGACCAGAUGGCUGGCAAAGAAGGGGCGCAAUGAAGAAGCAUAUGCUUCACUCCUUUGGGUCCGUGGUGGUGUCGACGGACCUGAAAUCCGUGCCGAGUUCUCAGAGAUCUUGGUUGGCGUCGAACUCGAGGUCCGCCAGUCUGAAGGUCUGACCUGGAAGGAGCUUCUGCUUCCUUCAAACCGGUACCGGAUGUUCAUCGCCAUCACUGUUCAACUCGCAGCACAGCUGACUGGCAACACUUCCCUUGCCUACUAUGCCCCUCAGAUAUUCGCGACUAUUGGCGCAGGAAGCAAGACUCUCUUCAUCACGGGCUUUUUCGGAAUCGUCAAGAUGACUGGCGUCCUGAUCUUCAUCUUCUUUGUUGUGGACAGAAUCGGCCGCCGUAUUCCUUUUAUGGUUGGAGCGUUUGCCAUGGGCAGCUUCAUGCUCAUCAUCGCCUUGAUUGUCGAUACACACCCACCUAAAGCUUCAGCGACUGGGAUAACGGCCUCCGGAGCUGCAGGGAUCGCAAUGGUUUAUCUGGAGGCCUUCAGUUUCAACAUGUCGUGGGGUGCUUUGCCCUGGCUUUAUCUAGGAGAGCUUUUCCCCAAUCGCAUCCGUGAGAUCGGUAUCGCGACUGGUGCUGCGAGUCAAUGGCUCUUCAACUUCGUCAUGAGUCAGAUCACGCCUCACGCUAUUUCCAACAUCGGAUGGCGCACUUUCCUCAUGUUCGCUAUCUUCAAUUACGCCAUCAUUGUCUACAGCUACUUCUUCUUGAAGGAGACUAAAGGCAAAAGCCUGGAGGAGAUGGAAGUGGUUUUUGGGACUGUCGAGAGAUUGCCCAGUAAGGACAAUGAUGAGGCGGAAUCUCAGGCGGGGCAGGAGCAACAACCCAGGGAGCUGCCCGAGACGAUCAAAUAGAUGUAAGAGAUUUGCGGCAUGCAUGUUGAAGUACAUGGAGCCAACAUAUGUACUCAUAUUCGAGACCAUAGAAAUCUCUAUUGCUCAACUAUUCUGGCCCCUAACAAGGCUCCC